Molecule: messenger RNA, 6974 nt
Organism: Epinephelus moara (kelp grouper)
Lineage: Eukaryota; Metazoa; Chordata; Actinopteri; Perciformes; Serranidae
Product: AP-4 complex accessory subunit RUSC2
Exons: 10
Coding region: 158-4000 (1280 amino acids)
Cellular component (GO): cytoplasmic vesicle
Source: RefSeq, a predicted model, not a curated record
AUAUAUUAUAUUUAUUAAGAAUUGUCUGAUAUUGGAUCUAACCUAUUGAAAUCACCUGGAAGAGGAGGAUGGACAUCACCUUUGGCUGAGCACUCCUAUCAAGAUUUAGUUUAAGGAACAUGGGGACAGUUUCCAUGCACCAGCCUGAUUCAGCAGUAUGAUUGGAGCGUCCAGCCUCUCAGGGGACACCCUGAUAGCGUGCCACUUCCCUGUGGUCCAGCUUCCCACCUGGCAACUUCCUGUCCAGGCCCUGUGCAGCUCGGCCAAGAGGCCUGGCCGGCUGUACUCAGUGGGCUUGACCCGAGCUGUGUCACUCCCAGAGCAAGACUCUCUGAACCGAGAGCAUGCCUUCAAAGGUGGUCGGAGACAUUUUUCCAGCAGCUACGGUAGUCUCAACGAGGACCGAGCUGAGGAGGAGGGGGGCAGCGACAGCAGCGGGAGGUACGACUCCAAUUCAUCACCAGAGGAGACGAGUUCCCAUCUGAAGAAGGAAAGCUCUGGAGCUAGAGACAGUCUGCGCUCACACAACUCAUUUCUCCCCAAUACAGAGCUUGAUGAGGAUGAGGAAGAUGAGGAUAGUGAUGGAGAUAAUCUACACAGAUAUCAUGAGGACUCAUCUUUUGUGUUGCAUGGAAACUCCAACUGGCCUCUGAGUAAUGGUUCCAGGAAUCAUACAAUGUCCCACGGGUACAUGGAUGGUGAAUGGGGCCAUGAAGGCACCAUGUUGGGUACUGAGAGUGACCGAGAGUGGCUCUCUAACCAGCCUCAUCACCCAGACUCAGUGCAGACUGAAUGCCAGUGCUGUCAUGUGAUCAAACCUGGCAUCCUGGUGAUGGCUUAUGGAGAGCAGGAUGCAGACAGACUGAAGGAUAACAUGUCCUGCUGCAUCCACAGCCAACACAAAUGUUCCCCAGAGCUGUUCUCCAACAAUCACACAGAGUACGUGAGCGACUCUUCCUGUAACAGCUCCGACGGCGUCUUGGUUAACUUCUGCACUAUCUAUAACAGGAGCAACAACCCCGCCACGCCUCAUGACCUCAGCAGUCCUGCAGUUCACCCUGCUCAGUCACCUGAGGGAUCUGUGUUCCUCAACCUGCAACCUGUUCCUCAGACUCCAGCCGAGGACCUCCAACAUGAUGACAUGACAGUGAACUCCCCCCCUAAAGAGGAAGUUGACACGACACCCUCAGCCUCCUGCUGGUCUCCUCAGGGCCUCGACUCUAACUGCAAUCUUUACUCCCUGGAGCCGCUACCCCCGGGUCUCUCCUCGCUGGAGGUGUCAGACCUGGCCGCCUGUCUCCAGAGUCAGGCCACACUGGCUAUAGGGACCAACCAGAAGUAUUACAAGCUUGUGACUUGUGACCUGUCCUCCCAGUCGCCCAGCCCAGCCUGGUCCAGCCUCACCAGCUGCACUGAGGGUCAGUGCAGGAGUAGCCCCUUCCCUCCGUCUGAGCACCUCAGUGUUGAUCAUAAGAAAGAAGGACAAGACAAAGAAGUCAAGAUGGAGAAAGAGGACCAACAAAAGGAAAAAAGGUUCUCUUCUGCUCAGUACAGCGCCGGGUUUGAAUGCUCUCAGUUUCAGACCUAUGAUUACCAAGUUGCCUCCACCUCCACUGAGCAAGCCCUCUGCAGGAAGAAACAUACAGACAGCAUCCAAAACCUCUCCCACACGCCCUGUUCGCUAUGCCCCAGCCAGUGUAGCCCACAUAGCAGCAAAUGCCAAGGCACAAGCGCUGCAUCCACACAGCCAUCUGUGAUUCUGCACCAGGAGCACUGUGAUACUGAUGCUACUGAGAAGGGAGCGUGCUCAUUGGAAAAUGCAGUGGUGCGCUACAGUAAGGCCCAAAGACCAACCUCGCUGCCCAUCCAGCCCUUCCUUCUGGUCCCCGCAUGCAAACCCCAGACCCAGCACCUGGGCUGUCUUCUGGAACAGUACAUGAAUCAGAAGAGCAACAAGUCUGGUAGCUCCCAACCAGGCCUCAAAUUCAAGGGCAAAAGCAGUCAGUGCUUUUCUAAUCUUCAGCCAUCACCAAUGGGCAAUCACUGCCCCAUCUUCCUGGAGGCUCCUUCGAGCUCGGACACCUGCUCCACCUGCACGCCGAGUCCAGAGUGCUUCAGCCGCAGACGCGCAUGGAGCCAGUCCAGCAGAGGCCACGGACGUCCAAGUCCCUGUGUAUCAAAAAGCAGACUGGAUCCAAUGCACAUCAGCCCAAAGCCCAGACUGGCUCAGGAGCAAGAUAAAACAAGCCCCUACUCAGGCAAAACUCUGACUAACACAUUUUCAAAUCUGAUUUCAGCUCCAAAUCAGUCCAACCUUGUUAAAAUUCCCACCUACCAGGACCUUAUUAACUUCACCCCUGCGCAGGGUCAUGCCAACAGUGAGCCCAAAACUCCCAAGAAGUCCCACACCCCCUACCCUCCAGUAUUCUCUCAUACACCCCCCACUUUACUCCUAACCACUGACACCAAUCACCCAAACCUGCAGGUGUCCCUGUCUCCUCCCACUACUGUACAACCAGAAAAAAAGCUCCCUCAGUACCAAGCUGCACCUGCAGCUGACUCUGGCUUUUUUCAUGGUAGUUUCACAGCUGCCCUGUCCUCCGUAGCUCCUCUCUCAUCUUUGAGUUCUCUGCUUUCAUUGGCUGCUUCUGGGCUGCAAAUCCAGGAGUCUGCAGGGCUCAGUGGGAAGCCGAGUCAGAGUCAACACAGUGAAUCUCUGAUACUGAGUGACAAGCCACCCACAGAGUUCUGCCUCUCACCAGAUACGUCUUAUGAGUCUAUGUCUAUCAGCCAUCUUCAGAGGAGAGGCUUGCUGAGGUCUGUGAGCAGGGCGGUGGAUUUGAUCAUGGCUCAUUUUGGCAGCAGCAGAGACCCUGAAGAAAAGAUGCGUCUGGGUAACAGCUCCCGCAGCCCCACGAUCGCCGGUCUGGUGCUGGAACAUUUGUGUCCAGCGAUCCAGAAUAUUUUAGAGGAUGGUCUACGGGAUCACAAGCUGGAUUUCAUUAUAGGGCAGCGUCGCAACCACUCCUGGAGUGUGGUGGAGGUCUCUACUAGGAUUGGUCCAUCCACCAGGGUCCUUUAUAGCCUCGUCUCCAAAAUCAGACAGUGUCCGCAGCUCACCAACCACUGCAUGAGACUGAGAGCCUUCAUCAUGGGCCUGCUGAACUUGAGAGCUUUGGAAUUCUGGCUCAGUCACCUUCAGAGUCAAAAAGAUGUGGUGAUAACAUACUACCAUUCUUGGGGCUUCCUGUCCAUGUCACUGGGUCAGUGUCAGCCCUUGUUUCAGGAGCUGCUACUUCUGCUGCAGCCGCUCUCCGUGUUGCCCUUCGACCUCAACUUGCUCCUGGAGCCUCGACUGUUACGUAACAGACAGCUGUGUUCGGAGGAAGAGGGUGUUUCUCCACCUCCGCCGUGCUCAGCCCUCCUAGUGACCAGCUGGCCACUACUGCAAGCAGACAAAAAGGCAGACAGCAGCCACAGCAGUCAGCAAACUAAGAUUUCACACCACACAGGUCUGCAUCACCAAGAGUCUCCCACUUCUCAGAACUGCGUCAAGCAGGAUUGCGGAGGGAUGCAGACGAACAGGAGUCCAUUGUUAGCUCCUAUUCCAGAGUGGUGGCCGACAGAGCCUGACCUUAUGGAUGGUGUGGUUGAAGGGGAGGACUGUAGCCAUAAUUAUGGAGAUACUUGGUCUCAAAUAAGUAUGGACAGCAGGCAAGAAGAGAGGAAGGGAGAGAAAGACAAUGAGACCCCAACUGCGUCCACUUGUGUCCAGGCUGAGAGUCCAUGUCAGGGUGGGCUGCGCUGGGCCAAACUGUUUGGAGCAGCUGAUACGCCCACCAGGACAGAGACAGUAUCUCAGAGUCACAUUGGAGCACAAACCAAAAGGUACAGGCGACCAUCACAGUGGCUGCAUUUUGACAGAUCGCAACUCGGACUGUUGGCUCAAUCCAUCAGGGCGAUGAAGCUCAGAGGAGCGCAUACUAACAAGGACUGCUGAAAACUGAACCCUCUGUGGGUGGAGGACUGAGUGGAGCUCAUUUACUGUAAAAACAAAAAGUCUUAACUGCAUGAUAAUAAACACACAGUGCUGAACUGAUCAGAAAGCACAUAAAAUACAGGAUUAACUGCUUGGCAAUGGCCCGCAUUCAUCACGCUUUGUGUUGCACCAGCUAUUCAUAAAUCCGUUACUAAAGCCUAAUUGAUGGCAGGGUGCUUGACACUUUUGAGGAGUGUUGCUCGACAGAAAUUAAAGAGCCGUGUGGCAUUUGGAAUUUAUGCUUUGGUGGAAGGUUUCAGCUGUCUCCGUGGUAACCAGACACUGUCCUCCAGCCGGCUUGUGUCAUCCCAAUCUGGAAAUAGAUUCUUCUGACAGCUGUUUGUUUUGUAUCUAUAUUUGUCCUGCUUUGUUUCCUUUUGUAUUUUUUAGUUAAUUGAAAUGGAAGAGAUUUAUUUUUUAAAGAUUAUUUUUGGCUUCUUGCCUUUAUUGGAUAGGACAGUUUAAGCGUGAAAGAGGGAAAGAGACAGAGGAUGACAUGCAGCAAACCAGUGGCUGCUGCAGCAAAGACAUUGCCUUCAGAUAUGGGACGCCUGCUCUACCCACUAAGCCACUGGGUGCCCAAGGCAGAGAUUUCAAACUCACUUCUACUGAGGAGAAAACAAGAGUGCAAGAAAAGGAGGUGGUCAGUGCGUCCAUUGAACCAAACAAGGGAGCUACAGGGUGAAUAAAUGUGACGCAAUGUGACUACCUAAUAAAACUGCAGGACAAAAUAUGAGUAUGUGUGACAUAACAAAAUCCUCCAGGUACACGACAUUAGUGGAAACUUUUCCGUCAAAAAUAGGUCAUUUCUGUCAAGCGACACUCAUUAAAAGUGUCAGGUGCCCCUCCGUAAAUCAGCCGUUAGUUUUGUGAUUCCUUUUGAGGUUCUUAGGAUCAGCUAGUUUCUAAAUAAAUAAGGUUGCAUCAUUUAAACUAAUUUGUAAAACUUCAAUGUGUACAAGGACAACGGCUGUCCAAUCAACUCUGUAAACAGAAAGUUGCUGUAGCAUCACAAACUAGCAUAACUGCCACAAAUAACAAUUUUAACAUUCAAUCUAAUAUUAUAUCUAACUGCCAUUCAUUGUAGAUGUUAGGAGGGCCCAAUUCUAUUUUAUAUAUCUGUACAUGGAGAAAUAAGUGUAUAGAGUUUGUGUUAAAUAUAAUAUUUAGAUAGUUUAUAAUGAGGGGAAAAUAUAAUGCUAAUGCUAAUCUAGUUUUACAUAUUCCAUUUCUAUGGCAUAACUUUUUGUUAUGUUAAGGUAUUCUGUUUAAAUGUCAUUUAAAAUCUUCCCAGAUGACGUCAUUAUUAAACAGCUUUCAGAUAUUUCAACCAUAUUUCAUAUUAUCUUUGACAUUUUAACCUAAACAGAUCAUAUGCUCGCAAGCUAACGUUAGCUUUCUCAGUUGGUUGCGUUAGCUAACGCUACAAUAACACCUGGAAGUUACUGGGUCUAAUGCUGCGUUCCAGGCAAGUUUCUGAGCCCGUAAGUCACCACUUCAAGUCAUGAUUCAUGAAUUCAUAGCGUUCCAGGCAAGUCACACCAAAGUCUCAAAGCAACAUGGCGGACCGUGUGGGGUUUAUGUUUGUUUAUGAUCACUUCUGUCACCAAAGGUGCCAGUUCCUUCCUCAUUUGAGCAAAACGGAGGAGGAGAAACGGCGCAUAAGGUCACAGAUGCUAUUAUACUUUUUAUUUUACGUUAUCUGUGUGUUUGGAAACGUAUUUUGUAUUGAUUUAUUCUUGCACUGGAAACCAGCUGCCAAUAAUGCGUUAACAUUAGGGUUAUUUUAUGUCUAUUUCUCACCGUGUAUCACCUGCAUCAACACCACAUCCAUGGGGCUGCCUGUUGUUUGGAGGAGUAAGGUAAUUGGUUUAGAGGGCUGUGUGACGUCAGAAAGCGUAACUGGGAGUACAUCGAUCCGGUACGAGUUCACGGGUGGUAAGUUACGGGUUUGACUGCCGUUCCAGUGCACUUUCACGGGUAGAAGGUUGUAAAAACACGAGUUACAGGUUGCCUGGAACGCGCCAUAAAUAUUGCAGUAACUCUGUAUGUAAGAACUAGAUUUUGAGGUGCAACAUAUUUUAAUUUAGUGAGACAUAAAUUAACACUUAAACCACAUUAAAUAAACACUUAAACUAUGUUAUAAAUGGGUGUAGUCUGAACUUUCGAACAGCUGGUGCAACAGGCUCCUGGUGUUACUGCCUUCUGAUCUUAAAAUGUCCCUUGGUUGUUGUUUCAUCAGUGUACUUUUGUAAUGUGUGGUCAUAUUAGUUGUGAGAUAAAGCUUGAAUGCGAUCAGAAGAGGCUGAGUCAUCUCCACAGUAAAUCCUGAGCUCUUGAUGAAUGAGGGCCACUUCCUCCAUUUGCAAUUGCACUCUGGAAUAACGUUCCUCUAUAUUUCCUGUAGGCGAAUAUCAAUCAUAAAAUGUGAAUAUUGACCUGCUUUAGACUGUUGGACAUUCUCCUGGUGCAAAACUUGUUCAUUUCUCAUAUUUCACUGUCAUUCUCUCCAUAGCUGUACCUUCAUCUGUAGGUGGAAAAAUAGAAGCAGUCCACUCUUACUAGUGCCAAAUAUGACACUACACCAGCCUUGUGGAUUCUCGGUGAUGUUUUGUUUGCAGUAAUCGGCUUUCUUGAGCAAAUCCCCAGCAUGGUUUUCUGUAGGUGCAUGAGGUAACAAACAUACAGUAGGUGCUUCAGUACUAGAUCUCUUAACUUAAUGUUUUUAUAGCUGUAGAGUCGGGUUUUGGAAUUUUUCUGGCGAUGAACUUUGAAAUGUGUAGAGUUGUUUGGUAUAUGCAGUGAUAUGUCUUCCAGUGAGGUUUGUUCAGUUGCACAAAUAUAAGCCAUCUUGUGGCUGUUUCAGGUAUUUCAAUGUGUGUCAGGUAGGCCUACAUUUUGAUAGACUGGUGGUUAGAUUGGAGGGAGGAACAAA